This is a messenger RNA of Fusarium oxysporum Fo47, 3438 nucleotides long. Its product is annotated as kinase-like domain-containing protein. Gene Ontology annotation, biological process: protein phosphorylation. Gene Ontology annotation, molecular function: protein serine/threonine kinase activity; ATP binding. Bases 453 to 3134 code for a protein of 893 amino acids. The record is from RefSeq and is a predicted model, not a curated record. The transcript is spliced from 2 exons. NCBI's taxonomy places the organism in Eukaryota, Fungi, Ascomycota, Sordariomycetes, Hypocreales, Nectriaceae.
CACAAAGCGAAGUUUUACUCGCGGGAAAGAAUUGAUCUCGUCAUCGUCCUUUUUAUUACAUUCAAGUAUUGAGCCUCCACUUGGUCCCUACAUAGUCCGUCUUACACGGCCGCUCUCGGCAAGGCCUCGCAUCCCAUCCUAAUCUCUACUGCUCGCUCGCUGGUCCUGGCGCUUCUUCCGCAUCCACACCGGCGCGAACACACCACUGGCUACCAAGAGUUCCAAAGGCCUUCCCAUUCCGUGUUUUUCUCGUCAUAGUCGCAUCGUCAGAGUCCACCUCUUCUGUUAUUGCCCAUCUUCUCUGGUGGUCCCUCUCGGCCUUUGCCCUGUUUGCCCUCUAGUUGACGCGCUUGGCAACCGUCAUGAACUAGUGUUCCCACUUUGUUUUUUUUCCCCGCGCCGCUGCUUCGGCGUAGAAGCAUUUAUUCACUCACUGGAAAUCUUUUACAAAAAUGCAUGGGGUUAUUAACAAAAACGUCAGGUCUGCGGCAGACGAGGAUGGCGCCGAUCACAUUGGUCUCGAAACUCCUCGAUCCGGUGUAGCUACACCUCAACCCGAUCUACAGGACAAACGCUUGCCAGGAAUCAUGAGCUACUUCGGCCAGGUUCGUAAAUACCCUUCUACGCCUUCGUCAGAUCCCAAUUCGUCACAGAGUGAUACCACUCUAGACCGAAUUUCAGUUGUGCCCACUCCACCAGCCGGCCUGCAGUUGCAGGCACACACCGAAGGCUCUCCUCGCGGCUGUGAGUCCUCGGCUUUGGAUCGUUCGCUUCUUCAACAUGAGCGUCCUGGUUCCAUGCCAAGUACCACUGAGCGGGAUGAGCAUAACCUUUCGGACCCCUACCCAACCCCACCCACUUCUCAGCCCUCGUCUUCGGGGGGUUCUAUCUCCCAGGACAUGAUUUCUGCAGACUCAGGGGCGCAUGGCAGGGCUACGGUCGAGCAAAAGUCUCUUACACAGCAGUCACAAUUCAAGAAACCCACAGCCUCACCAUUCACCACCACCCACUUUCAAACUUCCAAUGACCCAUCACUACCUGAACUUGACUCCUCCAAAAACGCAGCACCUACCAAAGACUCCAUUAUUCCUUCGCAUCCUGAGCCCAGUACAAGUUCAGGCGCCUGUUUAGCUGCUGCCCCCGGCAAGUGGCAUUUUCUUAAUGGACUCAAGGAGCUAACUCGUAUGACGUUCAAGAGCGGCAACUCGACUCCUACUCGAGCAAUGUCGGCUGCUCGACCAUCUGGCUCCGAUAGAGCCCCUUCCUCCGGGAGGACCAGUCAUGACGGUGCUGAAGUCAGCGGUACUCAGACUCCAAGGAGUUCUGCCGGUGCCCAGGCGCCUGCCGCCAAGGGAAAGCUAACAAUCAAGAUCAAUGAGGCUCGUGGGCUUAGGAAGAGUCGGGACCCUUAUGUUGUUGUGGUUUUUCAGCGUAGUGAGCUCAUUUCUGGGGGUCCUCACCACAUCGAUGAGGACGACAACCUCAGUGUCGAGCCACCUCCGGCAGCUGGUGGCAUCCCUAUCCAGCGAUCAGGCAGUGACUCUGGGCGUCCCUUGGCUAUUCCCAUGAGGAGCAGGCAAAGCAGCAACACCAGCAUUAAUGACUACGGCUCGUUCCGUAACCGAUCCGGAGGUCAGCUUACAUUCACCAGCCCAAAAUGGGAUGCCGAAGCCGAGUUCGACGUUGUGGACUAUGAUAUGCUGGUCGAUGUCUCAGUUUAUGAUCAUGGAGCAACAGGCGAUGAAUUUCUCGGCCAUGUUGAUUUUCAGGCUAGCAAGGAUCCUGGUGCCACCGUCCAGGGCUGGUUCCAGCUGCAAGGACAUGCUGAUACCAUGGCAGAAAAUGCGCCAACUGGUGAGAUCUUCCUCGAGGCCAUCUACCACAGAGCAGAGAGGAAGCAAUUUGGCCCCACUGAUUUCGAAAUUCUUAAACUCAUCGGCAAGGGCACUUUUGGUCAGGUGUAUCAAGUGCGAAAAAAGGAUACUCAGCGCAUUUACGCUAUGAAGGUUCUGCAGAAGAAGGUUAUUGUGCAAAAGAAGGAAGUUGCCCAUACCGUGGGAGAACGAAAUAUUCUGGUUCGGACCGCCAUGUCCGACUCACCUUUCAUCGUUGGUCUCAAGUUCUCUUUCCAGACACCAUCAGAACUCUAUCUCGUUACCGAUUAUAUGUCUGGAGGUGAGCUAUUUUGGCAUCUACAGAAAGAGGGUCGGUUUGAUGAGAAACGAGCCAAGUUCUACAUCGCCGAACUGAUCUUGGCCAUUCAGCACCUUCAUAAUAACGACAUUGUAUACCGGGACCUGAAGCCUGAGAAUAUCCUCUUGGAUGCUAACGGACAUAUCGCCCUUUGUGACUUUGGUCUUUCCAAGGCCAAUCUUACGAAGAACGACACUACCAACACUUUCUGUGGAACAACCGAAUACCUUGCGCCUGAGGUUUUGCUAGACGAAUCUGGCUACACCAAGAUGGUGGACUUCUGGUCGCUUGGGGUUUUGGUCUUUGAGAUGUGCUGCGGCUGGAGCCCAUUCUAUGCCGAAGAUACGCAGCAAAUGUAUAAGAAUAUUGCCUUCGGCAAGGUGAGGUUUCCUCGAGAUACCCUCUCUCAGGAAGGAAGGAAUUUCGUCAAGGGACUCCUCAAUAGAAACCCCAAGCACAGACUAGGUGCGACUGAUGACGCCGAAGAACUGAAGAGACACCCCUUCUUUGCCGAUGUGGAUUGGACUCUUCUCUCCAAGAAGCUUAUCACUCCACCUUUCAAACCCAAAUUGAAGUCUGAGACAGACGUCUCAUACUUCGAUCCGGAAUUCACGACCGCGUUGGAUCAGAAUGGCUCUCUGAACGAACGUGCUGCUGCGUUGGCCCGAGGCUAUGCCGCUUCGACUCCUCUUUCUCCUUCUGUUCAGGCCAACUUCCAAGGCUUCACGUUUGUUGACGAAAGCGCAUUAGAUGAUCAUAUGCGAGACCGAGCAGGACUCGUUGAUGAAGAUAUGGAUGAUGGACAAAAUCACAGGAACCGCGAUAACGACGAUUGGGACAAUCUCGACGACAUUGACCUCAGGAAGGCAAACCGGAUGAGCGGGAUCGUGAAGACUGGACAUGAUGAGCACAUGGUGGGGGGUUCUCACUUUGACGUAUAAUGCGGCAACUCCUUUUUCCUGCACAGUAUUAUUCAAAUCAAGCUCCACGGCGUUUCAACCAUGCUGGAGAUUGAUCUAUCUCUACGUGUCAUACAGAAAGCAAAAAGUAAUAUUUCGCAAAACCAAAAAACUCACCUCUUCUUCCCCAGUUUUGCAUGUGGGUUACGGAUGUCUAAUUUGUGGAAUUAUAUGCAUCGAGGCCGGCUGGUAUUGCAUUGCAUUGGUCGUCGAGCUGUACGGGACUGAUGGCGUUUUAUGGUUGUGGAAAAUGAGAAGAGAGAGAGAGAACGAGAAACAAAAAAUA